AUGAACACCUUUUCCUAUUUGAAGAGAAACAGCCUUCCUCCGCCGGAGUUUGGGCCUUCUGUUUCGAACCCGGGCUUUGUGCCCGGAUUUGGGCAGACUCCAAGUCCGUACAUUACUCUCACGGCAUCUUCUCCAAAUACCCAUCAGAACCCUCAACUUCCCCAGCCGGCAAGAACACGUAUUUGGGUGAAGCGGCCUGGCGGGAACGCAACCACCAUGUUUGUGGGCCCCGGUGACCUUGUCGACGACGUCAAGUCCCAGAUAAUGCUGAAGUUCCCGACAACACUGGCUCAGCAAUUUGACCCAUCCGAAUUAAUUCUCAAACUUGAAAUUCCCUCCCAGAGCUCGCCUGUGGCCAAUUCGUUCAACCUCCAGCCCCACCAGCCUCCAAGAGAGCACACGUACCAGGGCUCGCCACUUGCCUCGCAACCUUCCUCGUUGCCUCCCAAAACUCUAAUGAGUCGUUCCAGCAGCACCAACUUGUCAAACAAGGUUCCAAAACUCCGACAGACGGGCUCCGUCGCCGAAAUGGCCAGUCUACACACAAUCCCGGUGUCUCCGAUCCCGAUUCCUGCCUCCAAGUCGUCACUGUUGAACCACCCUGAACCGUCGAUUGCCGAUAGAAUCCCUGAACCGUCAUCUCACAAACCAUCGCCGCUGAACCAACUGAGAAACCAAGCAAGACCUCGCACCACCACAAUUGUCCUGGAGCCUGACGCAUUCAUCAUGAAAAUCGUGGACCAGUACUUCCCUGGUGGAAUGAAAGUGGAAGAUUCCUUCAUAAUUGAUACUCCAUAUCCGGUGGCUGAGAAAAGGCCAGGUCCGGUGCAAUACAGACAAACCACAGACACGACUUCUUUUGUUCAGCCUAGUGCUGCUGGCUCGGGAUCUUUCAACUCGGAGAUCGCCAAGGACUCUGCAAACGCUCCUGCUUUCUUCAAUGGACCUCCAACGGGCCGGUCCAACCAGGCAAGAACACCGCAAGAUCCAGUCUCCCCAGAAAAUAGCUACACCAGCAAGGUGGCUAUUCUCGGAGAACAAAGUUUGCCCCCACCAAGAGACAUCACGAGAUUUGGCAAGGGAUCGGUGCACGAAAACGGGCAGUCGUCUUCAACAGUGAUCUUAUUCCCAAGAGGAACAAGAAAUGGCAGCAAGUCUCCUUCUUCGCAGCACUCGAAUAAUACAGGAACCCCUGGUAGGACGCCAACAUUUGAUGAGCCUGCUUCUGCAGACACAGCAGAGAAGUCGUCCGAGGUCUCGGAGACUACCUCCGCGUCUGUUAAGUCGCUUUCAUCGAAAAAGGGCCCUAAAAAGGAAGACGUUGCUUCGGCGUUGAAAAUCAAGCAACAGCCAAAGCCUGGAAUUAACAAGAUCUUGACAAACAUUAACGUGCUGGUCAUCGAAGAUAACCUGGUGAACCAAAAGAUUAUGGCUCGACACCUCAAGUCUUGUAAUGUUCAUUUCAAGAUCGCUACAAACGGUGAAGAAGGUUUGGAAAUGUGGAGAGAGGGUGGAUUCCACCUUUGUUUCAUGGAUAUUCAGUUACCUGUGAUUUCUGGAAUUGAGGUCACUGAGGAAAUCAGACGCUUGGAAAGACUAAACAGAAUUGGCAACUUUGCCAACCUGGCUCAGGCCAACGAGCCCGAAGAGCUCACAGCAUCUGACCGGCUAGACCAUAACCUGUUCCGUUCUCCUAUUAUCAUUGUCGCACUGACCGCUUCGACUUCUGCUGCCGACAAACAGCAGGCUCUGGCAGCCGGAUGCAAUGACUACCUGACCAAACCAGUGCAGCUUAAAUGGCUAAGAAACAAGCUCACCGAUGGCUAUACAGAAUCUACAUUUCAAGUUGAUGGAGAGCCAUUCUGUUCCCGUGCGAAGGCACCGGGAAGCGCACGUCUGAAGCUCUCUGAUUUUCUUGAGACGCGAGAAUGCAACAAUGUUUCAAGAUCUGAAUAUUCUGGGGAAGAGUUCCCCGCAAGGUACGAGUUUGUACCGCAACACUCCAAAUGUUCAUUAUUGAUCUGUUUUUGCAGAUACGUCAAGAGUUCCAACACCUCAGGAUUCUCAUACUGGGCCAGCUCCGAUUCAACGAACAAGUAUGCGAGAUUGUGCGGAGUCGGAGGGGUCGAAAAGAAGAUGAGCACUUCUCCAAGAAGCUCAAUUUUGUGUCCAGACUUGAUCAGCGUGAAUAUGUAUUUGAAGAUUUUGAACUGCGACGGAACAAACGGCGUCAUGUUCCACUCGGCAAACUUCCUAUCAAGUUUCACGUGCUUGGACGUUGAAUACUUCCAGCAGCAAACGCAAUAUUUGACCACCACCUCAAUGAACGCGCCGAUCAAGAUGGUUGGUAUUCCGUUUCCUGGCUUGGUGACGUAUUCAGACUCGACCAGUUUCUCGAUAAGAAUGCCGUACGACAUAAGGAAUAUGCGAGGGUUGUUGAAUUUCUGUGUUCCGAGAGAGUUUGUCAGGAGUUUUAUCAACUCGAUCGUCUUGGACGCCGUGUCCAGUGACGAGUUGAGCAGAUUAAGUCUGAUCAUGGUGAGAUCCUUUUCGUACUCAACCACAGAGCUGUCAGGGUUGAUUGGCAGUUUCGGGAACAGCAUGUCCACGGAAAGUAGCUUAUUGUCCUUUCCCUCAGCAAACUCCUGGAUCAUGUCCAGCGGCUCGAGCUCGUAA
Messenger RNA from Ogataea philodendri, 2676 nucleotides. RefSeq lists its product as uncharacterized. The transcript is spliced from 2 exons. The record is from RefSeq and is a predicted model, not a curated record. NCBI's taxonomy places the organism in Eukaryota, Fungi, Ascomycota, Pichiomycetes, Pichiales, Pichiaceae. Bases 1 to 2676 code for a protein of 891 amino acids. Gene Ontology annotation, biological process: phosphorelay signal transduction system.